AUGGGAGAUAUUGCUGAACAAGUAAGGAUUGAAAAACGUCGAGCCAGAAGACAACAAAAGAUAUUAGCUUCAGCUGAAAGUAGACUAAAGAAAAUUACAAAUAGUCAAGCAGCCAUGAGAGGAGGAGAAUCACCAAUAACAAAAAACUCAAUAGCUGAACAUUAUCCUUCAGCAAUAGAUCCUCGUCGUAGAAAAUAUGAAGAGAAUCUACUAGUUGAUCAUCGUUUUCUAACACAAGAGCAUGAUGAAAAUGCAGGAUUAAUUAUGAUGGAAGAGUCUGUAAAAGAAAGAGACAUCAUUCAUAAACAACAUGAUGAUGAUAAAUACUGGGAUUUAUUACAUCUUGUCUCUAUGGUCUGGUUAGGUAUUAUAGCAGUUUACCAAAUUAUCAAUAAAUAUGAUGGCGGAUUAAAGCAAUUAUUUGUUCAAGAACAAGUCACUACUGCAGCUUAUUAUGUAAGUCCUGUCGUUUAUCUAAAUAACAACGAAAUAGGAGAAGGACUAAUUUAUGGCUUGUUAUAA
Molecule: messenger RNA, 522 nt
Organism: Cokeromyces recurvatus
Lineage: Eukaryota; Fungi; Mucoromycota; Mucoromycetes; Mucorales; Mucoraceae
Exons: 3
Coding region: 1-522 (173 amino acids)
Source: RefSeq, a predicted model, not a curated record